AGCCGUGCGGGAAGGGGCCCGGGGCCCAGGGCCCGGGGCGAGCCUGCCCGAGAGGUCCUAGUCGCUCCCGCCCUUGUCGGCUUAGUUGGUAUCUGGGGAGAGUGCUGGGCCAGGCCUGGACCCUUCCCUGGGGCGACCCCCCAGGCCACCAUGGGUGCCAGGACUCCGUCUGGGUCCCCUCCUGAGUGCGGGGAGAGCCGACGUCCCCGUUCCUUUGCGCUCAACACCCUGGACUAGGGUCGGUGGAUGGGACAGUGGCGCAGGCAGCCGCUAAUUCCCGGGAGUCCUGUGGUGCGCACCCCGAAAACUGCAACACUUAGACUCGUGCCCGUGAGCCGAAUCCCACCCCGCAUCCACCUCCCCGCCCCCAGUAACUCGGCGUCCUUGCUGUGGGGACCCUCCUGUCCCCCUCCCUCGGAUCUUCUCUCCGGCCUCUUGGAAACCCCACCUCCUGCCCCGACGGGAGGGUCCACACCCGGAAGUCCCCGGUUGGGAGCCCACUGGAACCCUGAGGGCCCAGGACACUUUGGCUUGUGUCAGAGGUCAGAGGUCGACUCCUGCUGAGUCACUGAGAGGUGGCCUGGCAGGCACACGUGUUUGGGUUCCCCACUGCAGGGGCGAAUGGCCACUGCCGGGUCCACAGUUCAAGGGUGUGCAGACCCGUGAAAGGAAACCUGGGAAGGAACAGCUCACCCAGGUUGUCACGGUGUGAGGCUGAGCGGGGCCACCUCGUGCUACCACUCCCUGACCCAGCCUGUGUGAUGAGCAGGCUCCUCAGCCUUCAUGGGACCCCCCCCCCGCCCCCCAGCCCCCCCGGGCAUGCAGCAGGUUAGAGGGGACGGUACCCCUCUAGUGUGUCGCUCCAGACACAGGAAGUGCCCUGCGCCCUGUGUGGUCGACACUGACGCUACAUAGCCAGACACCGCAGUGCCCAUUCCCUCAUAUAGUGUGAGACCCUGGCACGGCCAGACAGGCCCACCCCCCCCGUGCCCCCAUGUGGCAUUCCGCAGCCUGGCACUAGUACAAGGCCAGAAUGGCCACCCCGUAUGUAACUAGGUGCAGUCAGAGGACACUGCCCCCAUAACGGAAUGUCAGGACACCUCAGUGUGGAACUGGGUAGCGUCUGAGUGGCACACGGGGAUCCUACAUCUCGCACCCCCCAGGUCACAUUCAGUUAGCCUGUCAUCCUCCAGGAAAGGCAGACAGAAAAGUUUCCCCCAUGUCAUCAAAUACGACGGAGCCCCGAUCCAGGCUAGUCAUUGCUGAGGCUGCAUCCGGGAACCCGCGAGCCCCGCCCCAUCCCGCUCCCGAGCAGCGGGGAGGGUGAGCAGUGUCUGCUGUUCUUCCGGGUAGGAGGCGGACAGGUAUCCAGGUAGUUCAGGGCGCAUGUAGAUGGGCCUUGCUAUGAGGCCAUCGGCCGCUUCCCAAGUAGGCCCGUGGGAGGCGUGGGAGGCUGGGGCAGCGGUGAGGGUGGAGAGGCACGUUCAGAGCCUAGGACAGCCCCACGGCCACAACAAAGGGCUCUGACUUCUACCGGAGCAAGGCAGUGUGACAAGGAGACUUGGAAAGAGCACAGCUGCCACACUGGGCUGGGCUUGGCUGCGACAGGACUCCGAGCACAUGCUUUACGAGGGCAUAAGCCCAGAAGUCUGGCUUCAGGGAGAGGGAAAGGGGCGGGGGGACCCUGUAGGGUGGGUGCAGCUGUGGCAAGGGGCUGAAGAUGGGGCGGAACUCUGUCUCUGGCGGGACAAAUGUACUGAGCUCACCUUGGGCCAGGCGUGGUAGGGAGUCAUCCGCUACAGCUGCACAUCACAAUGGAGGUAAGGUGCCAGAGCAGAUGGAGUGGCCCGGGGUCCUGCAGUGGGGACAAACACAGGCAGUGGGCUAUUCAACUUGUACCCACAGAACCAGAGACUCACAAAAAUAUGGUCAUAAAAUCAGAAGAAAAAAAGUGAAUAUAAAAUCUCCAGCGUAGAUGGUAUUUUCUUUUAUACCGACAGUCAUUGUUAAGGUUUUAUGGUGGAAAAGGCUCAUAGAGCAGAACUGCCUGGAGCCAGAGCAGCAGGAGUCAGGGACCUCUGUCGAUGUCCCCCAGCUAGGGACACCUAGGGUCUGGGGGUGCCCUAAAGGCCUCUGAGCAUGGGCUGGGGGGAUCCAGUACCCUGCCCCCAUAAUGAGUUCCUCCCUGUCCCCCAGGCCCCUGGCCCCAACAUGGCCCGUCGCUCCCAGAGCUCCUCGCAGGGGGAUAACCCACUGGCACCCGGGUACCUGCCACCUCACUACAAAGAGUACUACCGCCUGGCAGUGGAUGCACUGGCUGAAGGCGGGCCAGAGGCCUACAGCAGCUUCCUGGCGUCCGAGGGGGCACCCGCCUUCCUGUGCCCUGAGGAGCUGGAGCACGUGAGCUGCCACCUGCGGCCACCGCAGCAUGUGGCUCAGGAGCCCCCAGAAGGCAGCCCUCCCAACGUGGACAUGGAUGGCUCCUCGGGCACCUACUGGCCCAUGAACUCAGACCAGGCGGUGCCUGAGCUCGACCUGGGCUGGCCCCUGACCUUCGGCUUCCCGGGCACUGAGGUCACCACACUGGUGCAGCCGCCACCGCCUGACAGUCCCAGCAUCAAGGAUGAGGCUCGAAGGAUGAUCCGUUCUGCCCAGCAGGUGGUGGCCGUGGUGAUGGACAUGUUCACGGAUGUGGACCUGCUCAGCGAAGUGCUGGAGGCCGCAGCGCGCCGCGUCCCAGUCUACAUCCUCCUGGAUGAGAUGAAUGCGCAGCACUUUCUAGACAUGGCGGACAAGUGCCGCGUCAACCUGCACCACGUGGAUUUCUUGCGUGUGCGCACUGUGGCCGGCCCCACGUACUACUGCCGCACUGGGAAGUCUUUCAAGGGCCAUGUGAAGGAGAAGUUCCUCCUGGUGGACUGCGCGGUGGUGAUGAGCGGGAGCUACAGCUUCAUGUGGUCCUUUGAGAAGAUCCACCGGAGCCUCGCGCACGUGUUCCAGGGGGAGCUGGUCUCCAGCUUCGACGAGGAGUUCCGCAUUCUCUUUGCACAGUCUGAGCCGCUGGUGCCUUCGGCCGGGGCGCUGGCCCGCAUGGACGCGUAUGCCCUGGCUCCAUACUCCGGGGCUGGGCCCCUCGUGAGCGGCCAGAUGACCGGGGUGCCAACUCCUUUCUCCUUCCCCAAACGAGCGCACUUCUUGUUUCAGCCGCCUCGGGAAGAGGGCCUGGGGUUCCCCUCUUUCCUCGACCCCGACCGCCACUUCCUGUCGGCCUUCCGCCGAGAGGAACCACGAAUGCCAGGAGGACCCCUGGAGCCACACGCAGGGCUGCGGCCACUGUCGCGACGGCUGGACGCCGAGGCUGGACCAGGUGGGGAGCUUGCGGGCCCGCGGGGCUUCUUUCAGGCGCGGCACCUAGAGAUGGACGCCUUCAAGCGGCACAGCUACGCGGCAGUUGAUGGCCCCGGCGCCGUGGAGAACUUCACGGCUGCGCGGCAGGUGUCACGGCAGACGUUCCUCAGCCACGGAGACGACUUCCGCUUCCAGACCAGCCACUUCCACCGUGACCAGCUCUACCAGCAGCAUUACCAGUGGGACCCACAGCUCGCGCCCACGCGCCCGCAGGGCCUGUUUGAGAAGCUGCGCGCUGGGCGCCCAGGCUUCGCUGACCCCGACGACUUCGCCUUGGGCACCGGGCCACGCUUCCCUGAGCUUGGCCCGGACGGACACCAGCGGCUGGACUACGUGCCGUCCAGCGCAUCACGCGAAGUGCGCCACGGCUCGGACCCAGCCUUGGGGCCUGGGCCCCAUGGCCUGGAACCUGGAGGAGCCCCACGCCCCAACCUGGGCCAGCGCUUCUCGUGUCAGGCAGCAGCAAGGCUGGGCCCUGAAACCGGCCCCGAGGCGGAACCCGAGCGCAGGCCUGGGCCCGAGGGGCGGGCAGGGCUGCGCCAUUGGCGCCUCGCCUCCUACCUGAGCGGUUGCCAUGGCGAGGAGGCCAGUGAAGAGGGCCUGCCGGCACCCAUGGAGACCGAGACCUACGAAGACGACGUGCUGGUUCCUGGGGGCCGUGCGGCCGCAGCGGACUUGCUUCCCUCCACCUUUCGUGCAUCUGCACCCUUCCUGGCCAAGGGCCCGGCGCCGGGCUCCGGCAGCGGUGGCGGCGAUGGCCCCGAGCGCGAGGCCCUGGAGGAGACAGGCCUGGCCAAACAGGACUCUUUCCGCUCACGCCUGAACCCGCUGAUCCAGCGCAGCUCGCGGCUGCGCUCAUCACUCAUCUUCGCGUCGCAGGCUGAGGGUGCGGGCGGCGCCACUGCCGCCGCCACCGAGAAGGUGCAGCUGCUGCACAAGGAGCAGGCGGUCAGCGAGAUGCUGGGCCCUGGCGGCGAGGCCGUGCGCUCUGCCGCCUCCACCAAGGUGGCUGAGCUCCUGGAGAAGUACAAGGGCCCAGCUCGUGAUCCUGGCGCUACAGGGGCCGCAGUCGUGGGGGCCAACCACAGCAAGGCUGUGGUGUCCCAGACGUGGCGGGAGGAGGUGGCAGCGCCAGGCGGUGUGGGGAGCGAGCGCCGCAGUCUCGAGAGCUGCCUGCUCGACCUGCGCGACUCCUUGGCACAGCAGCUGCACCAGGAGGCCGAGAGGCAGCCGGGAGCCGCCACGCUCACUGCCACCCAGCUGCUCGACACACUGGGCCGGAGCGGGGCUGACAGGCUGCCCUCUCGCUUUCUCUCCGCGCAGGGCCGCUCCACCUCCCCACAAGGGCGGAGCAGCCCCCCUGUGGAGGCGCCCCACUCAGAGCCAAAAGGGAGCCCCACCUCAGCCUACCCCGAGCAUAAGGAGAGCCCCACGCCUGGGUUUCCUGCUCGCCGAGGCAGCCCAACUGCAGGAUUUACUGAGCGGAAGGGGAGCCCCACCUCGGCCUAUCCCGAGCGCAGGGGCAGCCCGGUGCCCCCCAUGCCGGAGCGCAGGGGCAGCCCGGUGCCCCCCGUGCCCGAGCGCAGGAGCAGCCUUACCCUUACCUUCUCUGGAGAGUCUCCGAAGGCUGGGCCGGUGGAGGAGGCGACUGGCGGCGCCAUGGAGGUCCUGCGCAAGGGGUCCCUGCGCCUCCGGCAGCUGUUAAGUCCCAAGGGUGAGCGGCGUGCAGAGGAUGAGGGCGGCUUCCCAGCGCCGCAGGAGAACGGGCAGCCUGAAAGCCCCCUGCGGCGACCAUCGCUGAACCGGGGUGACAGCACAGAAGCUGCCACUGGAGAUGAGCGGGGCCCACGGGCGCGCAUGACCUCGGCCACGGCCAACGCCUUGUACAGCAGCAACCUGCGAGAUGACACGAAAGCCAUUCUGGAGCAGAUCAGCGCUCACGGCCAGAAGCACCGCGCCGCCCCCGUCCCGGGCCCCAGUAGCCCUGAGCUAGGCCGCUCAUCAUCUGCUGGAGGCCUGGCCCCCGAUAUGUCCGACAAGGACAAAUGUUCGGCCAUCUUCCGCUCGGACAGUCUGGGGACACAGGGCCGGCUGAGCCGUACGCUGCCGGCCAGCGGAGAGGAGCGCGACCGGCUGCUGCGCCGCAUGGAGAGCAUGCGCAAGGAGAAGCGGGUGUACAGCCGCUUCGAGGUCUUCUGCAAAAGAGAGGAGGCUGGCGGCCCCGGAGCGGGGGAGGGCCCGGCAGAGGAGGACACCAGGGACAGCAAGGUGGGCAAGUUUAUGCCCAAGAUCCUGGGCACGUUCAAAAGCAAGAAGUGAGCCUCCCGCCCUCGGGACCAGGCCGGGGUGCCCGCGUCACCGCCACCCACCAGGUGGAGCACUUGGCCCACACGCCACAGCAGUUUGGAACUGGCUAGGCGUGGCCAGAGCUCAGCUCCCCUUGGGCUCACCCCUUUGUUGCUGCAGCCCCUCACUGCCUCAUGCCUUAGUCCCCCAACUCGCAUCUCAGCACCUCAGUCUCUGGGCCUCCUCCCCACUGUGCCUUCAUACACAUCUGCUUCUACCGUCUCUCUGGGCUUCAGGUCCCUUCUGGCCUUCAUUCACCUCAGGGACCCAUCUCUUUGUGCCUCAGUCCCCUGCUCUCUUGGGGCCUCAUGUCUCAGGGUUUCUGUGCCUCAGGGUCCCCUCUGCUCAGGGCCUCUGGGGCUGCACGGUCUCUGCUGUCCCCCCGCAGCCCCUCUCCGGGCCUCCCACCUCUUCAGGGCCGGCUCGCUCCAGCUCCAUCUCAGGUGGCUCCCUUCCUGUCCAUCUCCCGACACCUUUCUUGGUGGCCCAUUCACUGUGGGGAGGGGCAGAGGACCACAGAGGGGCCGCCCUGCCCCCGAGAACUGAUGCAGAUCCGGCUGCUCCCUGGGGGGGAGUGGGAGCACCAGUCUUCUGUGAUGGAUGGCGGGCGACCCCAGCCUGGCCAAGGGGCCCCACAGGCCCUGCAGCCGUGGUUGUGGAGUGCUUGUACUUGAACAGGUGAGGGCAGAGGACGCAGGGCAGUGGCGCCUGAGCCCCACCGCCCUGGCCCCAUGAGCUGGGUGUGGUCCUCGCUCUGCAGGGCCCAGCUGCACCGUCUUGCAUCGUUUCCUCUUUGUCCCCAACCCGCGAGCUCUGUCCAGGCUUCCCUGCUCACCUUUCCUGUGUCUUUCUCACCUCUAGAGAGUAACUUUGAUUCGGAAUGACACCCUUUGGCACCAAAUGCUUCAAAGCACCCCCUCCCCCUGCCCUGUAGGUGCUAACAUUGUGAAAUUGGCAUUUCUGCUAUUUCUUUUCAGAUAGGUUUUUGUUUUUGUUUUUUUAGUCGAAGAAAUCGCGACUACUCAGAAUGGGAAAGGAAUUCAGAAACAAAGCCACUGAGCCAAGGCAGCAGCUCUGACUCAGGAGGCACAGUCUGGUUACCAGAGCCCCACCCAAGUAGGGGUGACAGCAGGGACUUUGAUUCAGGUAGAAAAAAGGUCGUGGGGAGCCAGGUCAGCUGGGGUGUUUCCUGGCCUUGAUGUGCUCGCUGACAAGUGUGUUUCUGCCUAGCCUGGUGCUGCUCAAAGCAGGCCAGUCCAGGCCUAGGGCUCAGGGGGAGUCUUCUCAGGGAGUGGAGCAUCUGGUCACCAGAAGCCAGCAGCUGGGGGCCUGAGUGUGGCCCUUGGAGCCUCCUGUCUGCAUCCCCCAUGUGCCGAGCAAGAUAGCUCCUCAUGCGACUCUGCACACUUUGGUGUGAACAAUAAAACACGAGCACAAAAUAUUUCAACACGUUCCCAAAUAUAGAUAAUCACCCAGCUA
Molecule: messenger RNA, 7233 nt
Organism: Pteropus alecto (black flying fox)
Lineage: Eukaryota; Metazoa; Chordata; Mammalia; Chiroptera; Pteropodidae
Gene: SACK1H
Product: family with sequence similarity 83 member H
Exons: 5
Coding region: 2140-5727 (1195 amino acids)
Biological process (GO): intermediate filament cytoskeleton organization; positive regulation of cell migration; protein localization to cytoskeleton
Cellular component (GO): keratin filament
Molecular function (GO): keratin filament binding
Source: RefSeq, a predicted model, not a curated record